UUCCUCUCUCUAGUUCCGGAAUUUCUACCAUCUUUGCUUCUGGUGCCGUGAUCUGUGCAAUUUUCGGCGGCUCCUCCAGUUCGGAGCCCGUGUCUCGCCGCUCAGCCAUGGCCGCCGUCCGCAGGUCCCGCUCUGACUCCCGCUGUGUCCUGCGUUUCUCCGACCGAGAACUGUGCUGAACCUCGAGAAGACGUGCCCCGCCCAGCAUGGCGGAAGGUGAUGAGGAUUCUUAUACUGACAGCCUGAUGUCUAAUGAAAAUGGGAGACCUGGAGAAACAAAUCUUCAGGAAGAGCUGCAGAUGUUUAGAGCUCGUUGGAUGUCUGAACUCACACCAGGAUUGAGCUCUGGAGGGCUUGAAAAUCGGCCUUGUAAUGCAGCAGCUAGAGGGCCGGUGGGAAAAGUAUCAGAAACCAAAGCAAAGCAGGAAUUGGCUAAAGAGGCGAAGGCAAGAGAACUGUUUCUUAAGGCAGCAGAAGAGGAACAAAAUGGAGCUCUUUAUGAAGCUAUCAAGUUUUACCGUCAAGCAAUGCAGCUUGUGCCAGACAUUGAAUUCAAAAUUAACUAUACCUGGUCUCCUGAUGGUGAUACGAAAAACUUCUUGGAUGAUGCCAAUAAUGACAGCAAAAUGGCUGAUCUGUUAUCUUACUUCCAGCAGCAACUGACGUUUCAACAGUCUAAACUUUGUCAGCCAGACAUUGAUGUCACUCAAACUCAUAUCUCAGUGCUCCCAAUGGAGGUGCUGAUGUAUAUUUUUCGCUGGGUGGUGUCCAGUGACCUUGAUCUCCGAGCACUGGAGCAACUUUCCUUGGUCUGCAAGGGCUUUUAUAUUUGUGCAAGAGACCCAGAGAUCUGGCGGCUGGCUUGCCUAAAAGUAUGGGGCCGAAACUGUGUGAAAAUUGUCCCCUACACCACUUGGAGGCAGAUGUUUCUGGAAAGACCACGGGUUCGAUUUGAUGGGGUAUAUAUCAGUAAGACCACUUAUAUACGUCAGGGAGAGCAGUCUUUGGAUGGUUUUUAUCGUGCAUGGCAUCAAGUGGAAUAUUAUAGGUAUUUGAGAUUUUUUCCUGAUGGACAUGUGAUGAUGCUGACUACACCUGAAGACCCCCAAACAAUUGUUCCUCGUUUACGGACGAAAAAUGCGAGAACUGAUGCAAUGCUGCUUGGCCACUACCGCCUUUCUCAAGAUACAGACAACCAAACCAAAGUAUUUGCUGUAAUAACCAACAAGAAAGAGGAGAAACCAAGUGACUAUCAGAAAUAUCGUUAUUUCCGUCGACCCCAAGUUCAAGAAACAGAACGCAGCUUUCAUGUGGGUCUACAGCUUUGUUCCAGCGGACGUCACAAAUUUAAUAAGCUUGUCUGGAUCCACCAUUCUUGUCACAUUACUUACAAAUCAACUGGAGAGACGGCUGUUACAGCAUUUGACAUUGACAAGAUGUACACACCAAUGUUCUUUGUCCGUGUAAAAAGCUUCACUGCUGUAUCAGAAAGGCCUCUUUAAAAAUGCAUUAUUCUUGCAUGUAUAAUAAUAUUAAAAAAAAAAAGCAUUGAAUAUUGGGGUUUUUGGAAUAUGCGGGUUGCUUUAAUUGAAUGAAAUAACUACGCAGAGUUUUAUUUGACUGAAAACAGCCGUUUCUCUAUUGCUAAGGUUAUUUUUAGAUUGUAUUCAUUUUGCAAGAAUGUUCAUUUAUGUUCAUACAGCUUACAGACUGUUGUUUUAAUGUAUAUUGGCCCUUCAGAUAUGUUUGAAAAUAUAUUUAAAGAUUUAUGGUACCAUACUUGCACAACUCUUCUUGCAUAAAAGAAUGUUUUACUAAUAGAUGGUUAAAUAAUUUUUGCUGCCGUUUAGCUGUACCUUUCACUUCAAGUGGAUAUUUGAAAGAAAAUAAAAAUUCUUAAACAAACCUGAA
Messenger RNA from Xenopus tropicalis (tropical clawed frog), 1911 nucleotides. Lineage: Eukaryota; Metazoa; Chordata; Amphibia; Anura; Pipidae. The record is from RefSeq and is a predicted model, not a curated record.